Messenger RNA from Macroventuria anomochaeta, 1694 nucleotides. RefSeq names its product TPR-like protein. The record is from RefSeq and is a predicted model, not a curated record. Lineage: Eukaryota; Fungi; Ascomycota; Dothideomycetes; Pleosporales; Didymellaceae. Gene Ontology annotation, biological process: protein import into peroxisome matrix, docking. The transcript is spliced from 3 exons. Gene Ontology annotation, molecular function: protein binding. Gene Ontology annotation, cellular component: peroxisomal membrane; cytosol. The annotation marks the transcript as partial.
UCUGACCUCUUGCAACCUCCCCCGCUUGUAUCAUAGACUGUUCUUUUGUCGCGUUUGAUACGGCGUCCUAGCAUUACACCGUACAUUUGGCGCAACUUCUGUUUCCACCAUGUCCUUCCUCGGCGGCGCAGAGUGCUCGACGGGCGCCAACCCCCUCAGCCAGUUCACGAAACACGUCCAGGAUGACAAGUCCCUGCAGAGAGACCGCCUGGUCGGGCGCGGGCCUGGCGGCAUGCAAGAGGGCAUGCGCAGCCAGCAGAUGGGCCCUCAGGAUGGCAUGAUGAACGAGUUCAUGCAGCAGAAUGCACAGCUUCCUCAAGGACCCGGCCCCGCGUCACCGUUUGCAAUGGAGCAGAUGCGGAGAGAGCUGGAGCGCGCACAACACAGCGGAUCGCCAGCAUGGGCUGCAGAGUUCGACCCAGGCAUGCAGGCGCCACAGAUGGGGCCCUCGAUGCAGGAGCAGCGACCAGCAGGCUUCAAUCCCGCCGAAUUCGCAAAGUUCCAGCAGAUGAACCCGACCGAGCGCACAGCGAGCCCUGCGACCUCUGCCCAGAUGGGAUAUCAGCGGCCAAUGCAGAACUAUGGUAUGGGCAUGGGCAUGGGCAUGGGCAUGGGCGGAAUGGGCAUGAUGCCAUCGUACGCACCGCAGAACUUCCAGCAGCCAAUGCAAACCUCAGCCAAAGGCAAGGAGCGCAUGGUGGAGCUCGACGACCAGGGCUGGGAAGCACAGUUCGCACAGCUGGAACAGACAGACCAGCAGGACCUCGACGCGCUGGACGCAGAGGCGAACAAGAACAUAGAAGCGGAGCUGAACGAAAUGGACAGACAUCUCGCCGAUGAAGCCACCUUCAGCGACGGCAUGCACAUGGGCGAUCUAGACCAGUGGGAGGGUUUCGACGGGCUUAACACGCACUCGGUCCGCGAUCCAGCAAUGGGCGACUAUCUCUUCGAGCAAGAGAACCUCUUCAAGAGCGUCAGCAACCCCUUCGAAGAGGGCGUCAAGAUCAUGGAAGAAGGCGGCAACCUCUCCCUCGCGGCCCUCGCCUUCGAAGCCGCCGUCCAAAAAGAGCCAAACCACAUCGCCGCCUGGGUCAAACUGGGCGAAUCGCAAGCCCAAAACGAAAAAGAAACACCCGCCAUCCGCGCGCUCGAACACGCCCUCAAGCAAGAUCCCAACAACCUCGAAGCCCUCAUGGGGUUGGCUGUAUCCUAUACAAACGAGGGUUACGAGAGCACCGCAUACCGCACCCUCGAGCGCUGGCUCGCCACAAAAUACCCCAGCUUGAUCAAAGAACCGCUCUCCUCGGAUGCAGAAAUGGGCUUCACAGACCGGCACCUCCUCCACGAAAAAGUCACAAACCUGUACAUUCAAGCCGCCCAACUCAGUCCUUCUGGAGAGCAAAUGGAUCCCGACGUGCAAGUCGGGCUGGGCGUGCUAUUCUACGGCGUGGAAGAGUACGACAAAGCCGUCGACUGUUUCGGCGCCGCGCUCGCAUCCACCGAAUCUGGCGUCUCCAACUCCUCAUCGCAGGUGCAUCUGCUAUGGAACAGACUCGGCGCUACGCUCGCCAACUCCGGGCGCAGCGAGGAGGCCAUCGACGCGUACAGUCGCGCACUCGCCCUGCGCCCGAAUUUCGUCCGCGCGCGCUACAACCUCGGCGUCAGCUGUAUCAACAUCGGGUGCUUCACGGAAG